Messenger RNA from Daphnia carinata, 620 nucleotides. Its product is annotated as allatostatin C-like. The coding region runs from base 42 to 335 and encodes 97 amino acids. The record is from RefSeq and is a predicted model, not a curated record. The transcript has 4 exons. NCBI's taxonomy places the organism in Eukaryota, Metazoa, Arthropoda, Branchiopoda, Diplostraca, Daphniidae.
UACUGCUGCGAAAAAAAUCCCUUCAGCUAGAGAGAAAAACGAUGACUUCGAAAAUUUGUGCAAUUGUUCCUGUAGCCAUCGUAUUGUAUUUAGUUGCCCUGGCAGCAGCAAAAUCAACAGAUCUAGAUGAUGCAGAGUUUAUUGACUUCGGUGGAGACAUUGAGUCAAAGGCGGCACCGGAUGAAGGAAGCGUGGAAACAGCUUUAUUGAAUUAUCUCUUUGCAAAGCAGAUCAUGGCCCGCCUGCGCAGCAAUCGAAACCCUCAAGAGUUGAUGAAAAAGCGGUCCUAUUGGAAGCAAUGUGCAUUCAACGCCGUCUCUUGUUUUGGCAAGUGACGCCGAAAGAAAUACGUUUUCAAGAACCGACGAAAUACUAUGUAAACCCUUCAAGCAGUGACAGCACAUUAUUGUUGUUUCACGCUCAACAGGGCUCAUUCUUUUGGCAUCAAAUGUUGCAGUUUCAAUUUAUUUACAUUUUCCUUUAUGGCUACGUCCUCCAUUAUUGAAAUAAACGAAAACAUGUACAGGCUAAAUAAUUUCCACUUAUCAACAUAGCCUCUCACCUGAAACUACUUGUACGAUCUCUCCGUUAUAAAUACAAACAUAGUUGUUUAGGUCUGA